Abrus precatorius (Indian licorice) is the source of this 2190-nucleotide messenger RNA. Its product is annotated as protein LTV1 homolog. Gene Ontology annotation, cellular component: preribosome, small subunit precursor; nucleus; cytosol. Bases 116 to 1666 code for a protein of 516 amino acids. The record is from RefSeq and is a predicted model, not a curated record. NCBI's taxonomy places the organism in Eukaryota, Viridiplantae, Streptophyta, Magnoliopsida, Fabales, Fabaceae. The transcript has 5 exons. Gene Ontology annotation, biological process: ribosomal small subunit export from nucleus; ribosomal small subunit biogenesis.
AAGCAGAACACAGUACUGCCGCAAAGCCACGCCAAGCAAAACGCGAAACACUGUUUCGAUAGUGUCGCCUCUCUCAUUUCAUCGAACACUUGAAAGGCACACACACACAGCCAUAAUGGGAGGGAAGAAGAAGAAGUUCAUCGAUAAGAAGAACUCUGUUACCUUCCAACUCAUCGCUCGCGACUCCUCCGAUCCUUCCUUCUCCCUCUCCGACCGCGUCUUCGUCCGUGUCGACAACAACCCCGUUUCCUUCGCCGCCGUCGACGACGCCGUUUUCGACGAUGCCGAUAAUGACGACGACGAUGUCGGAAUUAGUGGCGGUCCCUUGCCGGAGGAGGUGAGGAGGGAGAUUCUGGAGAUGGGGUUUCCAGAUGAUGGUUAUAACUACUUGAGCCACUUGAGAGAAAUCAAGAAUACUGGCGCUGGUUCUUCUUUCUUUCACAACCCUAAGUUCAAGCUUCACCACCUUCCACGUGAUGUUAAGGCAUACGAUGCUUCGAGAUUGCAAAUUUUGGAGGCAGGGGGAGAGCCUGAGGAGAACACAAUAUACAGUGUUGCGUCCAAGACUACUACCAUAAGGGUUCAGAAAGCAGUUGAUCCUGAAGUCGAAGCGUUGCUUGAUGAUAGUGAUUUGUCACGGUUUGGCUCUGAUGUAGAAGAUUUGGAAGAAGAUUUUGUUGUCCAGGCCAACCUCCAUGAAGGUGAAGAUGAUGGGGAGAAGAAGGAUCUUAGGUCCAAUGGAAUGAAUUAUGCUGAGGAACCUGUGAUAAACAAUGCACAAGUACUGCAAGUUUCUGCUCAUUCCAGGGUUGCAGUUGAUGAUGGACCAUUGGAUGGGGAAACAAAUGGUGUAACAGGAGUGGACUCUGCUGUUGACAAGCCAAGAGCUCGUCGUUUGUUGGAUGAGCAAUUUGAUUUGCUUGAACGCCAAGAAUAUGGAAGUGACUAUGACUAUGAUGAUGGUGGUGAUUAUUAUGAAAAUUAUCAAGCUGAUGAAGAUGAGUCCCUUGCUGAGAAGCUCAAACUUUCUCUUAACAACCAUGUGAUGGAUGAUCUAGAGCUUGAUGAUGGCAAUUAUAAGGUUCCUGCAGAUUUAUUGAAGAAUAAAGAGGCCCCAAAUGAGGAGCAAGAGGACUCUGUGGCUGAUGUGAUUCGUCGUUGCAAGGAAUAUGCUGAGGGGUAUGAAGAUGAAGACAAGGACGUUGUACUGGUAGAAGAAAGUAGUGAUGAUUCAGAAGUUUGGGAUUGUGAGACUAUUGUUUCUACCUACUCAAAUUUAGAUAACCACCCUGGAAAGAUUGAAACACCUGGAAUAACUAGGAAAAAGAAGCUGGCUGAAACUGUGACUGCAGCCUUGAGUUCCUCAGGUCAAAUAAUAUCCCUUAGAGGAAAAGAGAAACUCCCUGUAGACUUCUUGCCUGGUGGUAGGAAGCCUGCCACUGAGAAGGUUAAAGGCCCAAACACUGCAAGUAGUGAACAGUACAAGAGAAAACAACAUGGGCUAGAGUCAAAAGAGGAGAAGAAAGAACGGAAGGCUGCUGUAAAGGAGGAACGACGUGAAGCUCGUCGCAUUAAAAAAGAAACAAAAGGGCUUUAUAGAUGUGAAGCACAUCGGGCACAGAGAGCUGCUGCUGUAUCCGGUCCUUCUUCCAUUCAUCUUAUGUAAGUUAACAGUUAAAAGUGCCAGCUUCUCACUUGUGUGUCUGCCAUCCCACUUCUGUAAAGCUUGCGAGUUGGAUGACAUCUUCAUACGUCAUCACGAAGUUUUGCUGCAGGAAUACUGAACUGGUUGUUGCGGGUCUUGUUGCCCAAGCAAUAGUGUUCAAAGUUUUGAUGUUAUUCUUAUAUACAUAAUGUUAAGCAAGAAUUUUCACUUUGUUUUUGCGGGUAGUUGUUGUUUUUGUUUUGUAGAAGAAAGUUGGGCAACUGUACUUUUGUAUUGCCUAAAUUGUACACGCUUCAUAUGCAAAUAGUUUUAAUCAUAUUUCGUUGAGUUGAGUUAUGUGGUUUACUGAUCAAAGGCUAACAAUUAUAUUUUAUGACUUGGGGCAAAUAUUGUGGUAUAUGUAGCCAACCUGUAAUUUAGUCAUGUAGAAGAUUUGGAAUUUUGGAGCUAAUUUGAACUUUUGAAGAGCCCACUUAUACUAUUCUGCCCAGCCAGAUUUCAUAUUUAUUGAAUGGAAUUCAAUG